AUGUGGAAACAGUUUACGCUCAACGGAAAUUAUAAAUGGAUCGACUUGCUAUCGCGUCUCGUGUCAGAGUACAACGCACGAAAGCAUCGAACUAUUGGUAUGCGACCUAUCGAUGUUACCCCUACGAUCGCCGACAAGCUCUUAACCACGGUGUACAACAAUUAUGUAAAGAUCGCGGCGCCAGCGCGAUUCAAAGUGGGUGAGUCGGUACGCGUCAGUAAAUUCAAAACAACCUUUGAGAAAGGUUAUACGCCAAAUUGGACUACGGAGGUGUUUAAAAUCAUCAAGGUGCAGAAAACUAAUCCUGCGACGUAUCUAUUAGAGGAUUAUCGUGGAAAACCGGUUACCGGAGGAUUUUACGAGUACGAGUUGCAUCGCGUUGCUAAUCCCAACGUGUAUCUGGUUGAAAAAGUGUUACGUAAAAGAGGAGAUGAUGUUUAUGUCAAGUGGCUGGGGUUUGAUAAUUCGCAUAAUUCUUGGAUACACAAGGAUAAUGUUUUGUAA
Wasmannia auropunctata (little fire ant) is the source of this 504-nucleotide messenger RNA. RefSeq lists its product as uncharacterized. The transcript has a single exon. The record is from RefSeq and is a predicted model, not a curated record. Bases 1 to 504 code for a protein of 167 amino acids. NCBI's taxonomy places the organism in Eukaryota, Metazoa, Arthropoda, Insecta, Hymenoptera, Formicidae.